ACAUAAAAUGUCCACAUUGGUCAACGCUUUGGGAUUCUUCACGUCUUCCACUCCAGCUGCAGCAGCGACAAAGGACGUCCGUAGCAAAGAAGAAAUUCUCAAGAGAAGAAAGGACACCAUUGGAUCAAAAUGUCAAAUCUUCUAUUCGGAUGAUCCGUUCAUGGUAUCCCGAGCUUCAAUGCAAUAUCUCUACGAUGAAAAAAGCAACAAAUUCUUGGAUUGCAUCAGCAAUGUCCAACAUGUUGGUCACUGUCAUCCAAAAGUCGUCGAAGCCAUCUCAAAGCAGUUGGCUACUUCUACUUGUAACGUUCGUUUUGUGUCAACUCAGCUUACUGAUUGUGCUGAACAAAUUCUUUCGACACUUCCAGGACUUGACACUGUUCUUUUCUGUAAUUCUGGAUCGGAAGCCAAUGAUCUUGCACUUCGUCUUGCAAGGGACUACACCAAACACAAAGAUGCAAUUGUCAUUGAACACGCUUACCAUGGUCAUGUCACCACCACAAUGGAACUCUCCCCAUAUAAAUUCGAUCAUGGAUCAACGGUUUCUCAACCAGACUGGGUUCACGUGGCUCCAUGCCCAGAUGUAUUCCGUGGAAAGCACAGACUUGCUGACAAUGAACUGACAAAUGAGGAUAAGCUGUAUGCUGCUGGAAAGCAAUAUUCAGAUGAUGUCAAGAGUAUUCUCAAUGAUGUGGAAUCACGUCAAUGUGGAGUUGCUGCUUACUUUGCAGAAGCUCUUCAAUCUUGUGGAGGACAAGUUAUUCCACCAAAGGAUUACUUCAAAGAUGUAGCCACCCAUGUCAGAAAUCAUGGAGGUCUCAUGAUUAUCGAUGAAGUACAGACUGGAUUUGGAAGAAUUGGAAGAAAGUAUUGGGCCCAUCAGUUGUAUGAUGACGGAUUUUUGCCCGAUAUUGUGACAAUGGGUAAACCAAUGGGAAAUGGGUUCCCAGUCUCUGCAGUUGCGACAAGAAAGGAGAUUGCGGAUGCUUUGGGUGGAGAAGUUGGAUAUUUUAACACAUACGGGGGAAACCCAGUGGCGUGUGCAGCAGUUAUCUCGGUGAUGAAAGUGGUAAAGGACGAGAAUCUUUUAGAGCACAGUCAACAAAUGGGAGAGAAGCUUGAAGUUGCUCUCAGAGAUUUGCAAAAGAAACAUGAAUGUAUCGGAGAUAUCAGAGGAGUUGGUCUUUUCUGGGGAAUCGAUUUGGUCAAGGAUAGAAAUACUCGUGAACCCGAUCAAAAACUCGCAAUCGCCACAAUUUUGGCUCUCCGAAAAAGUUACGGAAUUCUUUUGAACGCUGAUGGUCCACACACAAAUAUUCUCAAAAUCAAGCCACCACUGUGUUUCAACGAGAAUAAUAUUCUGGAAACUGUGACAGCACUCGAUCAAGUGCUCACUUUGAUGAACCGAUGAAUACGCUCUUAAUGAUACUCGUUCCUAUAACUACAAUUUUUGUGAAAAACAAGAAAAAUUUAAUUAAAAACAACAAAUAAAUAUUUGAAAUAAAAAGAACUUUUU
Molecule: messenger RNA, 1516 nt
Organism: Caenorhabditis elegans
Lineage: Eukaryota; Metazoa; Nematoda; Chromadorea; Rhabditida; Rhabditidae
Gene: eppl-1
Product: Ethanolamine-phosphate phospho-lyase homolog 1
Exons: 7
Coding region: 8-1411 (467 amino acids)
Molecular function (GO): pyridoxal phosphate binding
Source: RefSeq, marked reviewed